CAGCUCCUGUUCUUCCAGCUCUUAAGACAAGAUGCCGUCGGGCUUCCAACAGAUCGGCUCAGAAGAAGGGGAACCCCCUCAGCAACGAGUCACUGGGACACUGGUCCUCUCUGUAUUCUCUGCUGUGCUUGGCUCCCUGCAGUUUGGCUACAACAUUGGGGUCAUCAAUGCUCCACAAAAGGUGAUUGAACAGAGCUACAAUGAGACAUGGCUGGGGAGGCAGGGGCCUGAGGGACCAAGCUCCAUCCCCACAGGCACCCUCACCACCCUCUGGGCUCUCUCUGUGGCCAUCUUUUCUGUGGGCGGCAUGAUCUCCUCCUUCCUCAUCGGCGUCAUCUCUCAGUGGCUGGGAAGGAAGAGAGCAAUGCUGGUCAACAACACCCUAGCAGUGCUGGGGGGCACCCUCAUGGGCCUGGCCAAUGCUGCUUCUUCCUAUGAGAUGCUCAUUCUUGGACGGUUCCUCAUUGGCGCCUACUCAGGGCUGACGUCAGGACUUGUGCCCAUGUAUGUGGGGGAGAUCUCCCCCACUCACUUGCGGGGCGCCUUGGGGACACUUAACCAACUGGCCAUCGUCAUUGGCAUUCUGAUUGCCCAGGUGCUGGGCUUGGAGUCCAUGUUGGGCACUGCCAUCCUAUGGCCACUACUCCUGGGCAUCACAGUGCUGCCUGCCCUCCUGCAACUGGUCCUGCUGCCCUUCUGCCCAGAAAGCCCCCGCUACCUCUACAUCAUUCGGAAUCUGGAAGGCCCUGCCAAAAAGAGUCUGAAGCGCCUGACAGGCUGGGCUGAUGUGUCUGGAGCACUGGCUGAGCUGAAGGAGGAGAAGCGGAAGCUGGAGCGGGAGCGGCCACUGUCCUUGCUGCAGCUCUUGGGCAGCCGUACCCACCGGCAGCCCCUAGUCAUUGCAAUUGUGCUGCAGCUGAGCCAGCAGCUCUCAGGCAUCAAUGCUGUUUUCUAUUAUUCAACAAGCAUCUUCGAGACUGCAGGGGUAGGGCAGCCAGCCUAUGCCACCAUAGGAGCUGGUGUAGUCAACACAGUCUUCACCUUGGUCUCGGUGUUCUUGGUGGAACGGGCUGGGCGCCGGACACUUCAUCUCCUGGGCCUGGCAGGAAUGUGUGGCUGUGCAAUCUUGAUGACUGUGGCUCUGCUUCUGCUGGAGCGGUUUCCAGCCAUGAGCUAUGUCUCUAUCAUAGCCAUCUUCGGCUUUGUGGCAUUCUUUGAGAUUGGCCCUGGCCCCAUCCCCUGGUUCAUUGUGGCCGAGCUCUUCAGCCAGGGUCCCCGCCCAGCAGCCAUGGCUGUGGCUAGUUUCUCCAACUGGACGUGCAACUUCCUCAUUGGCAUGAGUUUCCAGUAUAUUGCGGAUGCUAUGGGUCCCUAUGUCUUCCUUCUAUUUGCGGUCCUCCUGCUCAGCUUCUUCAUCUUCACCUUCUUAAAAGUGCCUGAAACCCGAGGCCGGACGUUUGACCAGAUCUCAGCCGCCUUCCACCGGACACCCUCUCUUUUAGAGCAGGAGGUGAAGCCCAGCACGGAACUUGAGUACUUGGGGCCAGAUGAGAAUGACUGAGGGGCAAGACAGGGAUUGGAGAGCCACUGCUGUGUCCCCAGAGACCCCCUCCUUUCCUCUGCAGCACUUUAACCCUCUCUUCCCCAUCACUUCCAGGGUAGAAAAAGCCCCUGCAGCCUGGUGGAAUUGGGAAACUGGAGGGAGGGGCGGUCUGAGCACCACCUCAUUCCCCUUAUGUGACUCUCUUGGAUUAUUUAUGUGUUGUGGUUAGGUUGUGGCCAUCAGGGUGAACAGUCCCCUCAGCCUCCUCUUCCUUCCUCCAUAGCCUACCCCAUCCCCACUCCCACCCAACCUAAGCACCAGAAUACUUUCCCCCUCCCCUGUACCCUGAGAGAAGGGGGAUUAGAGGGAGGAAAGGCUCUAGGACUGACUUCAGUGGGGGUGAACUGAAACAGAGCAGGACUAGAGAAAUCAAGUUUCCUGCCAUUUUGGACUCCUCCCACUCUCUGGCACUUUGAAUUCUUGCCACAUAGACUGUGGGUAAAGAGGGUUCUGUCUUGAUACCUCCAUGGCAAAGGAUAUGCCCUCCCAACAUCUAACUCACGCCUCUCACUGCAGGCUCAGUCCUCUCGCUCAACCUUCCAGGGCAAGAGGGAACAUGUGCCCAUAUGUGGCUAGAGGGACAGCAAGCUCCCGCCUCUAGACUUAAGGCUCUGGGCCCUAC
Pteropus alecto (black flying fox) is the source of this 2225-nucleotide messenger RNA. It is a transcript of the gene SLC2A4, whose product is annotated as solute carrier family 2 member 4. The transcript has 11 exons. The record is from RefSeq and is a predicted model, not a curated record. NCBI's taxonomy places the organism in Eukaryota, Metazoa, Chordata, Mammalia, Chiroptera, Pteropodidae. The coding region runs from base 32 to 1561 and encodes 509 amino acids. Gene Ontology annotation, biological process: cellular response to insulin stimulus; D-glucose transmembrane transport. Gene Ontology annotation, cellular component: membrane.